Molecule: messenger RNA, 2361 nt
Organism: Lecanosticta acicola
Lineage: Eukaryota; Fungi; Ascomycota; Dothideomycetes; Mycosphaerellales; Mycosphaerellaceae
Source: the annotation of a GenBank genome assembly
AUGCCUGGGCAGCGGCCGGCGACCUCGGGCUACGCGCGAAUAGCUCAGGCGGAAGAGGAAGAGGAAGAGCAGGAGCAGUACUCCGACACGGACGACCCCUUCAACGAUGCUGCAAAUGCCAUCUCAUCCCCUGGUGCCCAGUAUGCUCCAAUCCAACCCGGGCUGCGCGACUCCAUGCGCCUACCGAGUGAUGAUAGCACACCGAGAAGAUCUGGACGGCGACAGAGAGCGAACAGCGGGGUGGAUGUCAAGGCAAUAAACGCGCGAUUGGAAAGAUGGGCCGAUGAGAUCAAGGACAGAUUCAAGCGGAGACGGGUAAAGGGCAAGAGCUCAGGGGAGGAGCAAUUGGAGAUACAUCACUCGGUAUUCCAGGCGCCAGACUGGAUACGGCCGGCGAGCAAGCAAACAUUAGAAUCAGAAUACGACGAUGGAACGGAGCGGAUGUCGAAGCUGGAAUUCGAUGAUCUGGUCGAGUCUGUCCGCACAGCUAUUGAGCUGGGCUUGCAUCCGAAGCUCAUUUCACAAGGGAGCAGCGGAUCAUACUUUGCGAGGAACAGUGGCGGUAAAGUCAUUGGUGUCUUCAAACCUAAGGACGAGGAACCCUACGCCAGCAAGAAUCCUAAAUGGACGAAAUGGAUACACAGAAAUCUUUUCCCGUUUGCUUUUGGUCGCGCCAUGUUGAUUCCCAACCUCAGCUACGUUUCGGAAGCCGCAGCGUAUGUGCUAGAUUGCCAAUUACGAACAAAUUUGGUACCUUACACGGAUGUGGUCGGACUGAGCAGCAAAAGCUUCCACUACGAUUGGAUGGACAGGAGGGCAUACUAUAGGAGAGGUAAAGCCUUUCCUGAGAAGCUCGGCUCCUUCCAGGUAUUCCUCAAAGGCUUCAAGGGAGCCACGGAGUUCUUCCGAGAGCACCCAUGGCCAGACCUAAGCACUGGAUUUGCUGAUCUGCCAGCUAACAAGCCGCGACGGAAGAAACGGUGGGACGAAACUUGCAGGCCCAAAAGCAGGGCUUCUACACAGGAUGGUCGUGAUAGUGACGAUGAAUAUGAAGGCGAGAGUUCUGGCCCUCAGGGCAGGAGUGAGAAUGCUUAUUGGUCCUCUGAGCUGCAGCAGAGCUUCAGGGAAGAGCUCGAGAAGCUCGUCAUUCUGGACUAUGUGAUGAGAAAUACCGAUCGUGGGACGGAUAACUGGAUGAUCCGAAUAGACAAGGAGAAGCAACAGGCAACUAUCGUGAAGGAGCGUCCAACCGCCAAUGGUAACGGAGAGACGGACUUCGGCUACCACAGACGGAAGGAGAGUAUGUCUGCAACACUUGCGCAUGAGUCAACCGCCAAUCGCGAAAAGUCUGUGCCGAGGAUAGGAGCAAUCGACAACAGUCUCUCGUGGCCCUGGAAGCACCCCGACGCGUGGCGAAGCUAUCCAUUUGGCUGGCUGUUCUUGCCUGUGAGCUUGAUUGGACGACCGUUCUCAGAGAAGACUAGGAAACAUUUUCUGCCUCUGCUUACAUCCAAAGAGUGGUGGAGUGAGACGCAGGUAAAGCUUCGAAGGUGCUUCGAAAUCGACGUUGACUUUCAGGAGAAGAUGUAUGCCCGCCAAAUCGCAGUGAUGAAAGGUCAGGCUUGGAAUGUUGUUGAGACCCUGAAAACACCCGAUCACGGACCUUUGGAACUUACUAGACGCAAUCGUGUUCUUGUCUGGGACGAUGUUGUCGACAUACCUGUGGCUGUGCCAAUGCCCAGAGCCUCCGAGGACAUGCGCCGCCGCGCAGCAGCACAGAAGAACGCAGAAUCACAGAGGCGUGUUGCGGCCAUCGCAACACCUCCUAAGAGAAUCGAAGAGCAUGAGGAAAUGGACAUUUCGGCCGCUCUCGGGCCCUCAGCGUCUACCACCAAUGGAGAUCUCCUCGGCCUCACAGGGACGUCCCUACCAGAAGACGUGAGCAAAAAUCGCUUCAACAUCUCGAGAGAACAUUCGUCGCAAGAUAUUCAUCGUACUUCAGUACAAGAUGCGAUUAAAGAUCACCUCUCACCUGAAAUUAAACCGCAAGAAUUGAAAAUCUCGCCGCAGUCACUCCACUCUGCUGCCCUGGGAACACGGCCUGGAGCUUACAGGUCCAGGACGGGCGGACACAGAACGAGCCACGACCUACCUCGUACGCAAUGGGCUUCUCCCCGUGCGCAUAGCCGCAGGUUCAGCUUCAGUCUUGGAGCAAGAAGAAACAGCGUUGGCGAAGGCUUUGACGACGAAGGAGAUUUGGGCUAUUCGGCUGCGGCGGACCAGGAAAGCAGUAUGCGGAAAGUCAUUGUUGAGCGUUUGGAAAUGGUGAAGAGCAAGCCUCCGGUGUUUAGUUGGUGCUAG